Rotaria sordida is the source of this 1080-nucleotide messenger RNA. Lineage: Eukaryota; Metazoa; Rotifera; Eurotatoria; Philodinida; Philodinidae. The record is from the annotation of a GenBank genome assembly.
AUGUCUGCGUUUAUAUUAAUUGGUAUUGGUUGUGAUGAUAUAUUUGUAUUUUUUGAUAUAUGGAAUCAAGAAAAAUUAGAAUGGUUAAGAAAAUAUCAAAAUAAACUAUUAACUGAAAAUGCAAAUAUGUUAGAUGUACCUUUAAAUCAACAAAAAAAUCUAAGCAAAUUAAAAAGAUCAUCUUCUCAACAUUUAUUUUUAUUUAAACAUUCUAAAGAAAUUCGUAAAGUAUUAUUAAGUGAAGAAGCAUUAAUAGAAAUAAUGUCUAAUACAUUAAAACAUGCUGGUUCAUCAAUGUUUGUUACAUCAUUUACAACAUCAGCUGCUUUUUUUACAAAUAUAUUAACUAAUAUUUCAUUUAUUCAAGUAUUUGGAAUUUUUAUUGGAACAUGUGUUUUAAUUUAUUUUGCUAUUACAUUUACUGCAAUUGCUGCUUUUGCUGUUAUUUAUGAAAAGCAUAUUCAAAAUAUGAUAUCUCAUGUACUUUCAAUGUGUUGUACUGAUUUUGUCAAUAAAUCAGCAAAUAGUACACUAGCGAAAUUAUAUCAUCGUUUUUCAUUAGCUUGUAGAAAUUUUCGAAAUUAUAUUUUUAGUCAUUUUAUGCCAUUAAUAAUUAUUAAAUUACGUUAUGUAUUAGUAUUAAUUUUUCUUCUUAUGGGUAUUCUAGGUCUUAUUGGUAGCUUUUACUAUCCUAAAUUAAAAGUACCAUCAACACAAAAAACUGCUUUAUUUUUAAAAGAUAAUCCAAUGGAAAUCUAUGAAUUUUCAAUGAAAAAUCAAUUUAAUGGUUAUUUAAAAGAAGAUAAACGUUUAUUUACUUAUCCAGCUAUUUCAUUUGUAUUUGGCAUACGUGAUAUUGAUGAUGGUUAUAUAUUUGAUAUGAAUGAUCGUGGUCGUUUACAUUUAAUGCCACUAUAUUUAAAUCGACAAAUCACGCUUGAAUUUUUUAAAAAUUUUAUUAAACAUUUAGGAACACGAAAAGACUUAUUUUUGUCAAAUUAUGAUUUAGAGGAAGAUUUUAAAUUAUUUUAUGAGCUUGCUACGGAUGAUAUUUUAGUAGCAAAAGUUAUUAAUGAUCGA